This is a messenger RNA of Capsella rubella, 1049 nucleotides long. RefSeq names its product dof zinc finger protein DOF5.8. The record is from RefSeq and is a predicted model, not a curated record. Bases 161 to 835 code for a protein of 224 amino acids. Gene Ontology annotation, biological process: regulation of DNA-templated transcription. The transcript has a single exon. NCBI's taxonomy places the organism in Eukaryota, Viridiplantae, Streptophyta, Magnoliopsida, Brassicales, Brassicaceae. Gene Ontology annotation, molecular function: DNA-binding transcription factor activity; DNA binding.
AAACCCAACACACUCUGUCAAAAAGCUUCACUCUCUCCUCCUUCCCUUUCUCUCUUCUCCAUAAAAGGAACCUCUUACUCUCUCAGAAAGUUCCAACCUUUAACACCUCAAAUCUUAAGAAAAAACUCUAAGCUUUUUCAGCCAAGAACCCCUCUUCAACAUGCCUUCUGAAUUCAGCGAAUCUCGUCGGCUUUCUAAGAUUCCUCACGGCAGUGCAACGGUUGCGAUUCCGGCGGAUCAGCAAGAGCAGCUCCCUUGUCCUCGCUGCGACUCAACCAACACCAAGUUCUGUUACUACAACAACUACAAUUUCUCACAGCCUCGUCAUUUCUGCAAGUCUUGUCGUCGUUACUGGACUCAUGGAGGUACCCUCCGUGACAUUCCCGUCGGUGGUGUUUCCCGCAAAAGCUCAAAACGCUCCCGCACUUACUCCUCCUCCGCUACAUCCACCGUUGUGGGGAGCCGUAACUUUCCGUUACAAGCGAUGCCUGUUCUUUUCCCUCAAUCCUCUUCCAACGGCGGUAACACUGCGGCGAAAGGGAGUGCUUCGUCGCUUUACGGUGGUUUCACCUCUUUGCUCCACUACAACGCCGCUGUGAACAGAAAUGGGCCUGGUGGUGGCUUUAACGGGCCAGAUGGGUUUACUCUUGGGCUUGGUCACGGGUCCUAUUUCGACGACGUCAGGUUUGGGCAAGGGAUAACGGUCUGGCCGUUUUCAACUGGCGCUACUGAUGCUGCAACUACUACAAGCCACGUUGCACAAAUACCAGCCACGUGGCAGUUCGAAAGUCCAGAGAGCAAAGUCGGGUUCGUGUCCGGAGACUACUUAGCAUGAGCAGCUUCUCUACCUUUCUAUUUUGGCUUCUCUACCCUAACUUUUUAAGUUUUAGUGCUCCCUAGUAGUGAGUGAAUUUGGUUCUUAUUUAGUUAGGUUACUAAACUACAAAUUCAGAGAAACGUUUGUUUGUUUUUGGCUCUAAUUAAUGUCAUCAAUUCCAAGUUUGGAAAUCUUGGAAAACAGAAUUCAGUUAUGAAAUGCUAAUCCGAAU